Trichoderma breve is the source of this 489-nucleotide messenger RNA. RefSeq lists its product as uncharacterized. The record is from RefSeq and is a predicted model, not a curated record. Gene Ontology annotation, molecular function: DNA binding; cyanate hydratase activity. Lineage: Eukaryota; Fungi; Ascomycota; Sordariomycetes; Hypocreales; Hypocreaceae. The transcript is spliced from 3 exons. The coding region runs from base 1 to 489 and encodes 162 amino acids.
AUGUCUGGUCGUCUGGCUACAUAUGAUUCUGCCUUAGAGAGCCGUUUACCAACUUAUGGUAAACUUCUUUUUGAGGCCAAAACAGCUAAAGCUCUGACAUUUGAGCAGCUAGCACAAAUUACUGGACGCACUGAGGUUGCAGUUGCAGCAUUAUUCUAUGGGCAAACAACUGCAACACCAGAAGACGUUGACAAGCUUAGCGCCGCCCUUGACAUUCCCCGCGAGGUAUUAGCGCAGCAGCUACUUGGCUUCCCAAAUCGUGGUCAAUCAGGACCUAUGCCACCCACGGAGCCGCUUAUUUAUCGCCUUUAUGAGAUAAUUCAAAAUUAUGGCUAUUCAUACAAGGCAGUUCUUAAUGAGAAGUUUGGAGAUGGCAUUAUGAGCGGAGUUAACUUUACUACUAAAGUUGAGGCAGAAGUUGACGAAACUGGUGCAAAAUGGGCCAUUAUUACAUUACGAGGCAAAUGGCUUGACUUUGCCCGUUUCUGA